Molecule: messenger RNA, 2142 nt
Organism: Filobasidium floriforme
Lineage: Eukaryota; Fungi; Basidiomycota; Tremellomycetes; Filobasidiales; Filobasidiaceae
Product: senescence-associated protein-domain-containing protein
Exons: 4
Coding region: 128-1951 (607 amino acids)
Biological process (GO): cell division
Cellular component (GO): plasma membrane
Source: RefSeq, a predicted model, not a curated record
GUUGUCACCGUCCUUUCCAGGUCGAUCAUCUCACCUUCAUCAUACCUCGACAUCUCACUUCAGUACUUGUCCUCGCUAUUUUGGUCAUCGUUACAAAUCUCUGGUUUCCGAUCACACAACUUCGACCAUGACUUCGCCCAUACCUGCCGAUGCCCGAGGCUUCUUGUUAUUGACACUGCCUCAAGCGCAGGUCUAUCAGCUCUUUGAAGGCCAGACGAUCAAGAUCGCUGAGGGCGAGCUCAUGCUGGAAUGUCUCGCCCUGCCACCCAAAGCGACGGCCAACCUCACAUCUCCCACUGGUGCGCUCGUCAAAUACAACCCGUUCUCCGACGACCCGGCUCCCAACAAGGACCUCUUCCUGGUGGUCAAAUCGGGAGACUUUGAGUUAUGUCUCGUUCCGGGGGUCAGGAUCACAAGGGAACCCUCUUUCGAGGUCUCAAACGAUCGUACCCAUGUCAACAACAAUCCCAACGUCGUCUUCAGGGUUCCAUCGCCCACCGUGACCGACGCGUUUGUCGACAUUGUCAUUCCCAAACCCACAACGGAGUUCGACUCUCAGGACUUGGAUACGCUCGAGAUCCUGCUCAAACAGUACGGCUCGCUAUACAUCCCCCCGCAAUUCGUCAACCGCGAGAUCCCCGGUGCUGGCCUGAUCGACUCGUUCACGUCGGUUUCCACGCCGGAUUCGCCAGCCGGAGGCAAAGGUCCCGCUCCUCCCGUACCCCCUCGUCCCGGUAUGCGUCACAGCGACUCUCAAGGUCGUUUCGUUCUCGUAGACGAGACGACCGGUCAGAUCCUCGGCGAGCUCGACCAGAACCUGUCUGUGGAGGAGGGCAAGCAGGUCGCAGGGGGCUCGGCGAACGAACCCGUCAUCGUCGAUUUCGGUCCUCUUGACCAGGGUCUCGCCAAGUCGAUCACGGUCAAGACGGUCGACGAGGCCGACAUGAACGAUUGGAUGUUGAAAGGAGCUCAUUAUCUGAGCAAAGGGAUCCUCACGCUCGGCAACUCGUAUUCGUCCGGGAUCACCUCGGCCGCAGAGUAUUACACCAAAAACACCAAGCCGUCCGCGGAACCGGUCAAGUUGAGCCCGAUGGCCAAGGGUAGCAUCAGACAGGUUCAUAACGCGUCGACCAGGGGAUUGAAGGUGACGAGAAAGACCUUGGGGAUCGUUCAGGACGCAAUCGGUGGUGUCAUCGACAAGGCUGCAACUGCGGGGAUGAACGAAUACGAAGACUUCAAGCGCAGCACCCCGCCUGGUUCUCGACCCGGCGGUAGCAGUACUAGCUACAACAACAACGGUUACCCGAAUGAAAAGGCCACGUACACUCCACCCGGGGCUGCGCCUCCCGGAUACACCUCUGGCGGUCCAGGCCAAGCUCAGGAUGAGAAACAGGGAGACUACGCUACCCAGGCGGGAUACGACCAAGGCGAACGCAGACCUUCGACGAGCGGUCAGAAGCCGCAGAAGAAGUUCUGGUUGAGGGUCAUCACCGCUGCCGAGGUCAUCGGGACCAGCAUCGAAGCGACUACUGCCAAUCUGAUCGAGUCGACCACGACGGCCGCUUCUACCGCCGCCGAACACAAGUAUGGACCCGAAGCGGGCCAGGCGACCAAGAUCCUCGGUGGAUCCGUUCAUAAUGUGGCGCUGGUCUAUGUCGACGUUCGUGGAGUCGGACGAAAGACCCUGAUCAACUCGGGCAAGAAGGGUCUCAAGGGCACGAUCAAGACCCGGUUGCAAAGCGGUGAAGAGAUUACGCUCAAAGCCGAGGAAGGAUCCAACGGGACUGUCCAGCUCGGUCAAGGCCAGCAACUCGCACAAGAUCUCACGGUUCAGGUCAACAGCCCUGCGACCCCGUCGGCCACGUCGCCUCCCGGCUAUUCGCCGCAAAGAACUCCCAUCGAACGCCGUCUGCAGAGCGUCACCAAUAGAGGGGAAAAGAAGGCCAUGUGAUGAUACAGUGCGGAUCCUCAGCUUUUAUACCAUCUUCAUCGACAUGCUUUGUACAUUUUAGGUCAUACCGUCAUACCCAUUGUUGUUAUCCUUACUGUUACACCUUGAUACACCUUGAUGUUAUGCUUGGCCCGUUUGUUUUGGUCAUUUCCUUCGUGAUGUCGUAAUCGUUCCUGUCUGAUGAUGAUGUA